Messenger RNA from Brugia malayi, 480 nucleotides. RefSeq lists its product as uncharacterized. Bases 1 to 480 code for a protein of 159 amino acids. The transcript has 4 exons. The record is from RefSeq and is a predicted model, not a curated record. Lineage: Eukaryota; Metazoa; Nematoda; Chromadorea; Rhabditida; Onchocercidae.
AUGAAAUUCACUUCUAGCGCAUCAGAGCGUAAUUUCUUACUCAGGAUAGAACCAAGAGAUAAACUUACAUUUACUGGUGAUGUUACGGGCGAGAUACAUACUAUUAUAAAACUAACAAAUAAAAGUGAUUCACGACAAGCAUUCAAAAUAAAGUGUACAAGGAAUGAUUUAUUUCGUAUAAGGCCAGCUACGGGAAUCCUCGAUUAUGGGCAGACGAUCCGUAUUGAUAUUACUUACAAAUGCGUUAACAAUCAAGUACCGGAAUCUGAUAGACAUCACUUUGGUAUCUAUCAUAUACCAGCACCGGAAGGAGCAACAUGCGCUGGUGCUUGGGCUGAACAUUAUGGGCCUCCACAAGGAGAACUUCGAAUGAAAGUCUUUUUUCAAAACGCAAAAGAACGAUCACCAUCUAAAAACAGUAACGAGAAUGCAAAUGCCGAAAAUUCAAAUUCAAAAAAAACAGGAAUAAAUGAAGCAUGA